Molecule: messenger RNA, 2916 nt
Organism: Lodderomyces orthopsilosis Co 90-125
Lineage: Eukaryota; Fungi; Ascomycota; Pichiomycetes; Serinales; Debaryomycetaceae
Exons: 1
Coding region: 1-2916 (971 amino acids)
Source: RefSeq, a predicted model, not a curated record
AUGCUUGGUAGAUUAUUCAAACAUAAUCCUCCCUCAACUCAAGUACAUACGCCGCCGCAAAUUUCAUCCCUGGCUUCACCUCCAAUAACAACACCAUUUGAGGAUUCACAUUCUAGAGAAAUACUAUAUGGUACAUGCAAUGCUAAUCUGUUGAAGCCUUUUCAAUUUAAUAGUAAAUAUUUCAGAAUCAUUAUAUCUCAAGAUGGAGGUAAUCUACGGUCAAAGGAAAUCUUAUUUGAUACUGCUUUUGAACUGAUACAACAACAGCAACAGCAGCAACAACAACAAUCUACUUCGCCACUUCAAUCACCUUUACAACAAUGUCAAGAGCUGAGACGCGUUUCAUUGAAGAAACUGACUAAUCUGCGUAUAUACCACAAUACCACUGAUUUGAAUGAUUUGUCAUUUGGAUGUGGAUUACCUACUAAUGAAGUACAAACAAUCACCAAACUACAUACAUUACCCCCUAUUACAAACUCAUCUACAUCAUAUCACGCGGUAUUGAUAACACGACUAUUUUCUAUAAGUGAUGCAGAAGUAUACACACCAAAUGCAACUUUUCAACAAGGUAGUGGUGAUGAUUGGGAACCUAAAUCAGCAACAACGACAAAGGAAUCAAGGGUGAAACUUCAUGAUUUGAAAAUUAAUAGCAGAUUUUCCAUUGGAGUAGUGAUACCUUUAGAAUGUGGGAAUUUUGUACAUGAAGAUAUUAUUAAUGAAUGGAGUGAAAUAUCCCACUUCUUAACCUUGUUGCAAAAAUUAGUGUAUCGGAAACUACUUUUACAAUUGAACCUGGUUAUUGAUAAUGGCAAUGGGUGCGAGUAUUUAGUGAAGAAGAGAUUACAAUUUCCCAAUUACAUUUUACAAAAUGAUUUCGAAUUACAUGCUCAAUUGGGGAAACUUGUCAAGCUAGUACAUUAUGAUAAUAAUACGCCCAGAUUAAUAAAUACAAAUUAUUUUAUGAAACUCAACAAGACAAGUUAUAAUUCGAGCUUAAUGAAUUGGAUAUUGGAAACUCUUAACUGGCUUGAGUUUAAAGAUGGAAGGUGUAAUACACCUUUCGGUAAUACUCACACUGAUAAAAAUCCCUCGUUUCUUGCUACGUUGAUGUCGCUACUAAUGCGACAUAGGAAAUCUUUAGGACUGAGGCCAUAUUACAAUAAUUCACGCAAUACUCGAGAAGUAACACGAGUGGUUGUAAUGACAGGAAAUCCAGCAGUGGCCAAGCGGCUAAUUUUCAUCUUGAAUGGAUUAAUUGCUAAUACUGAGUCUGUGAAAUGUGGCGAUACAGAUCAAUAUGUAUUUAAUAUGCAUAAUCACAAUAGCGGUGUUACUGCUGCCGAUGCAUCACAAAGUGAUGAUAACCCUGAAGAUGAGAAAUACUCAACCGACGAUGAUUGGAAUUCACCUUCAACUUUGACUAAUAGUAUAAUAACUGAAAGGGCAAAUCUGAAUUCUCAUGUGCUUGAAGUUUCACGAGUAAAACCAUCUGCCGUUAGUAUCCCCAUAAAUAGACCCAAAUCAUCACAAGGGCCAACUGUGGGUAUUCCUAUAAACACACCAACAACAUCACAAGCAUCAUCAUCACUUUCUAAAUCUGCAUCAUUAGCACAACUUUCAUCAUCAUUGAAUUCAUCAUAUUCAUCACUACAGUCUAAUUAUUCAUUGUCCAAGUUUGGUGCUGGUGCUGGUGCUGGUGCUGGUAGCAGUGGUUCAUUUAUGGAGAAAUGGAAAAAUUCAUUUAGUAAUCAACAGCAUACCUCGAGUAAUAAUAUGGGUGGAUAUUUUGACGAGCCCCCCAGUUUAGGAAUGCGGAAACCAUCACAUCAAUCGUUGAGAACACCAUCACCAGCAUUUGAACAUGAUGAUUUUAAUUGGCAAUCAUCAAGUUAUACCAAUUCAAUUGCAUCACCGAUGUCAAUGACACCUAGUAAAAUUUCACGGACUCAGUCACUUUAUGACUUAUAUGAUUUGGGUAUGAAUUCAAUGAGUGAGGAACAAUUGUCAGAAUCAUCUCAUUCGUCGUCAUCAUUAACGGAGAAUCAUAGCACCCAAACAAGUCAACAUCAUGGCCACAAUCACAAUAAUGGGAAUGGCAUUUCUAAUGUAUUUGAAGUGAAGCGAUCAAAGACGAGUGUGUAUACGCCUUUUGUAAGUGAUCGACUUGUUAAAAAUGUUGCUGAAUAUAAUCGAUCAACAAUCCAAUUCAAGUGCAAACAAAUUAUGGAAAGCUCACCUAAAUGUAAGAAACAGGACACAAUUUAUGAAGUUGAUUGCCAGUUUGAUAAUAAGGACACAGCUCAAGCAACAACAUGUGAAGGUGAAACUCCUACAACAACCUCAACCAUUUUCAAACACAACAUCUUGUUACCAUGUGUUGGAUACUGCGAUGAAUAUCGACCUGAAUUUAUUCUCCAAUCAUGCCCCAUAAAUCCCAAAUUAGAACAACAAGUGAUGAGUUCAAUGAAAAAUGAUUUGAUAUAUUAUCAAAAUAAUUACAAGUAUUCUAAGAUUACCACGAGGACGAUAUUUGUCAAUUUACGAGCUAGGGAGAUUAAGACGAUUGAAAUGAAUAUUGAUAAUGAAAAGAUGCAACUGCAGCAACAAUUGGGCAAUCAAGAUAAGUCUGACACUCAAUUCAUGGCACAAUCAGACGUGAAUGAAGGAGAUAAAAGAACUGUCAAUGGUAAUGGUAUUGGUUCUACAUCUACUUCGUACAAGACUAAGAUACACAAGAUUUAUUCACCAUUGAAAUGCGUUGGCAAUAAACGAUUAAUUUCCCAUGUCGAAUCCAUCUUGUUUCAAAUUGAUGAAUUGUUUAAAAUUCAACAACAAUUGUAUCAUGAUAAGAAAACAAAGGAUAAGAAACAGUUUCAUGACAAAUUGUUGGGAUUAGUUGCCGAAUUGAUUGAUUGA